Cyprinus carpio (common carp) is the source of this 1174-nucleotide messenger RNA. It is a transcript of the gene tnni4b.1, whose product is annotated as troponin I4b, tandem duplicate 1. The transcript is spliced from 8 exons. Gene Ontology annotation, cellular component: troponin complex. Bases 188 to 727 code for a protein of 179 amino acids. NCBI's taxonomy places the organism in Eukaryota, Metazoa, Chordata, Actinopteri, Cypriniformes, Cyprinidae. The record is from RefSeq and is a predicted model, not a curated record. Gene Ontology annotation, biological process: muscle contraction.
CAGAUAUUUGCACACGUGAAUACAAGGGACGUAACAGAGGUCUAUUUUAGUGAGCCAUUCACACGCAGGAUUCAACCCAUAUAUCCAUCACGAAAAACAUAUAAAGUUUAUUGUUCUUCAACGCCACCACACAACUCAUCCUGCUCUGAUUGCCUCCUAGUUCAAGCAACUAUACAGAGAAAAAAACAUGUCUGAAGGACCGAAAAAAACUAAGUAUACUGCCACAAGGCGGCUGCACUUAAAAAGCAAAUUAUUGAAGAAGGCCACGUCUAUGCUGGCAGCUGAAAAAGAGCAGAAUAAAAGAGAGAGGGAUGAGGCUCUUAAUGAGAGGGUUCCUCCUCUCAAACUAUCUGGUUUGUCUGCACAGGAGCUCCAGGAACUUUGCAAAGAGCUUCACCGCAAGAUUGAUGUUGUUGAUGAGGCUCGAUACGAUCUUGAAAUGAAAGUGGCUAAAAAUGAAAUAGAGAUCCAGUCGUUGACCCAGAAGAUUUGGGAAAUGAAGGGUACAAAGCAACGAACCAAACUGAAGAGAGUUAAGAAGUCACACGAUGCCAAGCUCGAUGCACUGACUGAAUCCAAAUUGUCAUCAAAGUCAGAUUUCAAAGCCAACCUGAAGACAGUAAAGAAAGAAGAUGAGAAGAAAGAAGAGGUGACUGACUGGCGUAAGAAUGUGGAGGCUAUGUCUGGAAUGGAGGGCAGGAAGAAGCUGUUUAAUGCUGGACAAUAAAAACGUUACAAAGUAAACUAGUGACUUGAAAUCCAGCACAUUUACCUACCAAGCUUGUUAAUUCAAGGUUGCCAUUGUUUUUUACUUCUCAGACUCUGUAACAAGAAAUGUGUACCCAGACAAGAAGGUUUCUAUCAUAAAUGGUUGGAAGCAAGAAAAUCCAAACUGUACAAAUUAGAAUUCUUGUGACUAAUAAUAUCAAUGAAACACACAGAAACUGUUUAUAAUGUGCAUAGUUUUAAGUGUUUUUGUAGGUGAUCUUAGCACUUUGUUCGUCUUUACCAGUUUUCCUUUGCUCAAACUGGAAAUUAAUUAAAAUGCAAUGUUGUGAAAUAGUGCUGUUUAGGAAUAAAAGAUGUCAGAUAUUGUAACACUUUCUAUGCUACUGAAAGUAAAAACUACAAUGUAAUGGCAUUCCAAAAUUAAAUGACCCCAUGCACAAAGAAA